CCCAGUUCUGCAAGCAUCGCCUUGACGAUGCGCCGUCCCUAGACGCGGCGAUAGAGAAUAAAUUAGAUACACCGACAUGGAAGUCGCUCUACAAUGGCUGACCUGUUGUCCGAGCCCGAGCGGAACCACGCCGCCGCAGAAGAAGAUGACGACGACCACGAUAACGAUGGGACCCUGCACGACGCGAAUACGGUAAAGGCCGACAACGCAAAUGCCACAGAUCGCAUUGUGGAAAUCUUGGAGGAAGAGCGGGAGGAAGCACGUCAUGCGGACCCUCCAACGCCCAUAGGAAAUGGUGUGGUCGCUCAACGAUAUCACAAGCUGAUGCUCGAUUCCCGCAACGAUGCCGCGUCCGACGAUGGCUCCAUUGACGGUGGUCUACCGAGGCGUGCCGGCAGCCCCAUUGACUCUCUUCUCUCCGUCCCCGACGACUCGCCUUCUGCACAGGGCUCUGUCGUCUCCUCCCCCAGCAGCAGCAGCCUCCUCCGCCCAAUGCCCUCCCGCCCAGGUCUUGGCAGCCCGACACCUUCUUUUCGUCCCUUUGACCGCCGCUUCCAGUCACGCAUCGCCUCGCCCAGCCUGCUCUCCCAGCGGCCGUCGUCACCGGCCUUCCUGUCCACCCACAGCCGCAACGCCUCGCUUGGUAGCACGUUCAUUCUAGACUCCUCAAAUGCCGGUGAAACGGAGGCUUCAUCGCCGCCUUGGGAGGUUGUGCGGUGGACUAAGCUCAAAAAACUUACAUCCCAGGCCUUUUCCGAGACCGGGAAGAGGAACUUUGGCUCUCCAACUUGCAUAGCCGUGUCAGACUGCAUUGUAUUGGGCACGUCAAAGGGUAUAAUAUUAAUGUUUGAUUUUCACCAAAACUUGAAGAUGAUUAUAGGACCUGGAACCAAAGCUGUCGAAUCGGGGGCCAUCAGUUCUAUAGCCGUCUCGGCCGAUCACACGACCAUAGCAGGCGGGCAUGUCGAUGGCAGUAUAUUCACUUGGGAUACCGCCCGCUCUGCCAGGCCCUUUUUGCAUAUCCCUCAUCUUGAUCCAUCUCAGCUAAAGAACAGAACUAUUGAUGGGCACGUUCCAAACGUUGCCGUCACGCAUCUGGGAUUCUUGGGCACUAGACGAACUGCUCUGGUUUCAGCCGAUGACAAGGGUAUGGCCUUUGCGCACCUCGCCACCCGCGGCACGGGAGCCCUGGGACGGGUCGUCAAGACGAGCAGAAUACUGGGACGGUACCCUGGCUCGCAACCACCGCCUGGAAAGCCCCUGAAGCCAAGCACGGUGCUCGCAUUCGCGCCUCUGCCUCUCGGAAACGUCGAGCGUGCAACAGACACGAUGGGGUUGACGGCCAUGCUGACGCCUUACCUGCUCGUGGUGGUCUCUACGACUCCAGUUGCGCAGACCCAGCACAAAUCCCCACGCCCCAAGGAGGUCGCGCCACAUAGCACCAUGAGCGGUUGUCUGGCUUGGUUCCCAGCCGUGAAGUUAAAAGUGCCGGACCCCAAAACCGGCAGCCACAUGUCCAAGGUCAAGCUGGUGUAUUGCUGGUCUAAUGUCCUGACCGUCUUGGACGUGGACGAGAUCCCAGCAGACACCAAGGACAAGCCGCCAAGUCUCGGCUUCAAGGCGAGGAGCCGAUGGAGGUCUGAAGAAGCCAUAGUAGCGGUACAAUGGCUCACCCGCUCGGUGCUUACGGUGUUGACGGUCACCCAGCGGUUGAUUGUACUCGAAGACCAGACGAUGCGCAUGACGGAGGCAUUUGACUUGAUCCAUAAGCACAUCUACCACACAGAUCUAUUCUCCAAGCAGCUCUACAAUCUCGUAGAGCAACAUGAUGAGGAAGAUACCACAAUGCACGGUGUCGUUGCCGACUCGUUUUCCAUGUCAUUCAGGACGUACAAGGGGCGCAUAUUCCUGCUCGGCUUCAAUGACGUCUCUAUCGGGGCCUUAUCCAACUGGGCAGACCGCUUGAUCGCUUUGAUGGAACAUGGGGACUACAUAGCAGCCAUACAGCUCGCCACGUCUUAUUACACCGGUGACGCAGACAAGCUCACCAUCGGCCUGCCGGAGGACGCAAAGUUGAGACACGACAUGGUCCAAGAGAAGCUGAUGGAGAUAAUAUCUGCCUCGCUCAAGUAUGCAUUUGGGCAGCGGAAAAAAGACAAGAAGAUGGCAGAUGAUGAGCAUAUGCGCGAGCUGGCCGAGACGUGCUUCGUGGCGUGCCACAACGUAGGGGAUGUGGACUAUCUGUUUGACGAAAUGUAUGAGUGGUAUGAGGAUAUUGGGCUUGAGGGCAUUUUCCUGGAGACGCUUGAGCCGUAUGUUCUUGACAAGAGUAUCACUCAGAUUCCACCAACAGUGGUAAAGGCCCUGGUGGCGCACUUUGUCGAAAAGGACUGGGAGAGCAGGCUGGAGGAGAUGGUCUGCCACAUGGACACGAGGACACUGGAUCUUGACCAAAUGACGAGCCUGUGCCGGCAACACAGUCUCUAUGAUGCACUCAUCUACGUCUGGAACCAGGCGCUCAACGACUUCCUCACGCCUUUGAUCGAACUCCUGAAGCUAUUGGUGCCCCUAAUGCUGAACGGAGAAUAUUGCCCGCCCGACGAAGUCGACGAUGACGGGCCUCUGAACGCCCUUAAAAUAUUUCCGUACCUAUCAUAUGUGUUGACCGGACGGGUGUACCCUACCGAGGAGGCUAUGGACGACGCGAGAGCUGUACAGGCCAAGUCGGACAUAUACUGGUUUUUGUUCUCAGGCAAGAGCAUUUCCUGGCCAAAGGGGUCUGGGAAACGUUUUAUCACAAGACCUGACCUCGAAGACGAGCCGUCAUUCCCGUAUUUACGGAUGAUCCUCAAGUUCAACGCGCCCGACUUUCUGGCUUGCCUGAAUGAGGCGUUUGAGGACGGCUUCCUGAACACUGAUGCGCCCGAAAAAAUGCUCAACGGAAUGAAUGGCAACGAAGACAGCAGUGCAGACGAGGAGCGUGUAUUCGGUGCAACAGUGGACAGGCAGUACAUCAUCAGCAUCCUCACCGAGACCAUGACUGCAGCCAACGGGUUUGGCGCCGAAGACACAGUGUACCUGGAUAUGUUCAUAGCUCGAAACAUGGCAAAGUAUCCGCAGUACCUGCUACUACCCGGCUCGACGUUGACCAGAGUCCUGCGAGGUUUGUGCGAGUACCCAGGCCCGGACUUGGCCGACGACGCGCAGCUCAGCGUCGAGUAUCUAUUAUCCAUGUACCAGCCGCCUGAUCUGGCGGUCACGUUGAUGCCACUGUUCCGCCAGGCUGGGUUCUAUCGAGUACUCAAGCGUAUUUACAAAGGUGAUCAGCAGUACGGAAAGCUGAUUGCAACCUACUUUGAGGACCCGGGCGACCGCGAGAGUGUCUUCGAAUGCAUUGCGGAGUGCCUUGAGCAGGCUGGCAGGGGACGAACGAGGCGCCAGCUGCAGGACGUUCAUGCGGUUGUCAGGGAGAAUGCGCGAGCGUUGGUGCAGCUCGACCCGGCGAGGGCGGCGCGGACUAUCGACGGCGGCGCGAGAGAGCUACACAUGGACUUGCUGGAGGCCGUCGAUGAUGAGCCCGAGUUACAAUUCCGGUACCUGAGAACAAUCCUGGAGCCAUCCUCUGAAAGUGAUAGAGAUGAUGCAGACGUGAGGAGGAGGAAGGUUGAUGAUGAUAACAACAGCAACAACACCAAGGUAGCCAUCCACAGUGAGUUGGUGGAGCGGUAUGUCAGGCUGAUGUGCCGCUUCGAUCCGACGCACGUGUCCGAGUACAUUGGACUGGUGCAGAGCACUGCGGACCUGCGGCUCGAAAGCCUCCUACCGACAAUGGAGGAGACGGGCGUGGUCGAUGCCGCAGUCGUACUGAUGGCGCGUGACGGGAGGGUCAGCGAGGCCAUGCAACGGCUGGUCAGGCACCUGGUGACUCUGGAGAGCGCGCUGCUGGGUCUUUUGGCGGCCGCGGAUGGCGCUGAUGGUCAUCGGGCGAGUGCUGAAGAUGAUGAGCAAGAGCUAAUGGAAGCCAUGAAGAAAUACAUCCUUGUCGGCAUUUGGCUAUGCCAGGGCCAGACCAGGACUGCGGCAGUUGCGGCAAGGAAGAAGGCCAAUAUGGGUGGCGCAAAGGACGCAAAGGGCAAAGAUAAGCACAGCCGUGGGGAUGGGGAGCUGUCUGACGAGGAGAAACUUUGGCUGGAUCUGAUCAACGCCACGGUGCGACUGACAAGGUCUGUUUCGGCCGCGGUUCAGGACUCGCAUAAAAAACCCGCCAAUGGUGAGGACGCACACAGUGAGAGCAACAGCAAGGAAGUACAGAACGGGGACAUGGACAAAGGCAAAAUCCUCGAUGGACUGAGGUCGUUGGUCCAGCAGACGUUCACCGCGCUUCUCACGUCAACGUCAACACCAACCAAUCACAAGGCUACAGUAGCCCUGGAUCCAUCGGCAAUAUCGCCAACAGCAGUUACAGCCACGGGUCCCAAGUCCUAUGCAACGAGGCCUGAUGGCAAGGCGGCGGUUCACAUUAACAACAAUAAUCUUUCCUUCCUCCGUAUCCUCCGCGCAUUCCUCGCGCAGGCGGCGGCAACCUCUCCCUCCCUGGCGGACCUGCGGGCCGUGCUGUCAACCAUAUUCUCGGCGUACGCCUACGAGGAGAGCAUCCUGAGGCUCGCGAACCGCCUGCUAGAGCGCAGCUUGUUCGUCAGCGUUGGGCGUGCUGUCCAACUUCGGCAGCGCGGCUGGCGGCCACGGGGUUCAACUUGCGAGGCCUGUGGACGCAGGGUCACUGGGCCGGGCGUCGCCGGGAGCACGGUUCUCAAGGCUUGGGAAGAGAAGGAGAGCAGGGACCGGGCCGCAAGGGAGGAGAAUGCGGCACGACGGCGGCAUCUGCUGCUGUUGCGUGGACAGCCCAUCUCUGGUGGUAACUCUCUCCUCGGUGCUCCCGAUACCGAAGACAUCGGUACUGAGACCGGCACCGGUAAGGGCAAGGGCAAGGCUACGGAGCAGCACCAGACCCAGUCGCACCAGACCGGUCGGUCAAGGGCCGACUUCAAGAUACGGAACGAGGAACCUCACGGCCAAGCCGUUGAGGAGGACAGCGCUCUAGCCAAGGCAGUGGCUGGCGUAAUGGCCGCCGAGAGGCGAGGGCCUUCGGCCGCUUACAACAGCGCAGACGAGGGCAGCGGCGGCGGAGCAGCAAGGAGAAAGGACGAGCCGCUGGGCCCGCUGGUCGUGCUGGCCUGCCGGCAUAUCUACCACCAAAGCUGCCUGGAAGCGCUGCAGGACAGGAGCAAUGGCGGUGGGGAUGGUGGUGGACUGCGGUACAAAUGCCCUAUAGACAGAUAA
This is a messenger RNA of Pyricularia grisea, 5340 nucleotides long. RefSeq lists its product as uncharacterized. Gene Ontology annotation, molecular function: protein binding. Lineage: Eukaryota; Fungi; Ascomycota; Sordariomycetes; Magnaporthales; Pyriculariaceae. Gene Ontology annotation, biological process: endosomal vesicle fusion; protein targeting to vacuole. The coding region runs from base 94 to 5340 and encodes 1748 amino acids. The record is from RefSeq and is a predicted model, not a curated record. The transcript has 3 exons. Gene Ontology annotation, cellular component: HOPS complex; late endosome.